Molecule: messenger RNA, 6610 nt
Organism: Alligator mississippiensis (American alligator)
Lineage: Eukaryota; Metazoa; Chordata; Crocodylia; Alligatoridae
Gene: ZNF704
Product: zinc finger protein 704
Exons: 9
Coding region: 35-1546 (503 amino acids)
Biological process (GO): regulation of transcription by RNA polymerase II
Cellular component (GO): nucleus
Molecular function (GO): DNA-binding transcription factor activity; RNA polymerase II cis-regulatory region sequence-specific DNA binding
Source: RefSeq, a predicted model, not a curated record
CGCGCCCGUGUGAGGGCCGGGCCGGGGCAGAGCGAUGCAGGCGCGGCGCCUGGCCAAGCGCUGCAGCCUGGGCAGCCGGCGGCGCAGCGCGGGGCCGCCCCCGCCCGCGGCCCCCAAGCCCGACAGCGGGCGGCGGGAGGGCGCGGGCUCGGCCGCGGCGCUGGAGGAGGAGGACGAGGACGACGACGCGGUGCUAGAGGUGGACGAGGAGGACGAGGAGGAGGAGGGCGGCGCGGAGAGCCCCCCCCCAGCGCUGCCCGUCCGCGCCCGGGGCCCCGCCGCCAAGGCAGCCAAUAUUAAGCGUGAAAUGCCCUUCACUACAUUUCAGCAGGAGGAUGUAAAAAGUGACAACAGUCAAAAAUUGCCAGACCAACAUUUUCUCCUGUUGGCUAUGAAGGAGGAAGAUAUAAUAACAGCAGACACCAAAAAAACAAACAGAGUUCACGAGCAUGAAAAAGAAAACACCCGUUCUGUCUGUCUUCUUGAACAGAAACGUAAGGUUGUUUCUUCAAAUAUUGAUGUGCCUCCAGCAAGAAAAUCUUCAGAAGAACUGGACAUGGAUAAAGUGACAGCAGCUAUGGUACUAACCAGUUUGUCCACCAGCCCUUUGGUUCGCAGCCCUCCUGUCCGACCCAAUGAUUCUCUGAAUGGAUCUUGGAAGGAAGGAGGAUUUGUGCCUUCCAGUACCAGCAGCAGUGGAUACUGGAGCUGGAGUGCUCCAAGUGAUCAGUCUAAUCCAUCCACCCCAUCUCCACCUCUGUCUGCCGAUAGCUUCAAACCUUUUCGAACACCUUCCCAGCCAGAUGAUGGCAUUGAUGAAGCUGAAACAAGCAACCUUCUCUUUGAUGAACCCAUCCCUAGGAAGAGGAAGAAUUCCAUGAAGGUGAUGUUCAAAUGCCUUUGGAAGAACUGUGGAAAGGUACUGAGCACAGCUGCAGGGAUUCAGAAACACAUCCGGACCAUUCACCUUGGACGAGUAGGAGAGUCUGACUACAGUGAUGGAGAAGAAGAUUUUUAUUAUACAGAGAUCAGACUUAACACAGAUUCAGUGGCUGAUGGCUUAAGCAGUCUUUCUCCAGUCUCUCCAUCUCUAGCAUCUCCUCCUUCUUUUCCAACCCAAGAUGUAAGCCGUCCUGAAACAUCAUGUGCCAAAACUGAGACUAAAGUGAUGACACCUCUGAGCCGCUCAGCUCCUACCAAUCUCUACCUCGUACACACGGACCAUGCUUACCAGGCCACGCCUCCAGUGAACAUUCCAGGGUCAACGAAGUUCACUCCCAAUGGCAGUAGCUUUAGCAUCUCUUGGCAGUCACCUCCAGUUACCUUCACUGGCAUUCCGGUCUCUCCAACUCGUAAUCGUCCUGCAGGGAGUGGAGAGCAGAAACAGACUCACACAGUUCUCUCAUCACCACCCAGAGUAACAUUUGGCCUGAGGAAGCCUAGAGGUGAGGGGAAAAAAUGCCGGAAAGUAUAUGGGAUGGAGAACAGAGAUAUGUGGUGCACUGCUUGUCGCUGGAAGAAGGCUUGCCAAAGGUUCCUUGACUAAAGACUGGAAGCACGGAGGAUUUGGGGAGUAUGACAGCAAAAUCCUAUUACUACAGCUUCACUACCAUUUCCCAACUUUCCUCCAAUGACAUUUUUUAAAGACCUUUGUAUUUCAAGAUGAAGCACUUGUAGCCAAGGAGAAGCACUAAUCAAAACCUGUGUGGAGCAAUAGAGCAAAAAAAAAAAAUCUGUCUUACCAAGUAUUAAACGCAGAGCAGCUAUUAGUGUUUUUCUUUACAAAAAAAAAAAAAAAAGAAAGAAAAAAAGUUAACCUUUCGCUAACUCUAUAAACUACUUGCUCCCUAUGACUUUUUUUUUUUUUUUUUUUAACUAUGUCAGUAGCUGUGCUGUGAAUGUCUUUAUCACUUGAACCAAGUAACGCAUCUUUCCCUGGAGUGAAGAUCUCUGACCGUUUCCAAUUAACACUUUAAAGACAUAUAAGCUACAAUUUACUCAAACAACCACAUCAAGAAUGGAGCCUGCUAAAUAAUUCUCCUAAUGUGAAUGAUCUUGGUUAUAUUCCUUGUUUGAGGGAAUUUUUUUUUUUUGAAGAACUGAUUUGCAAGAAGGACAAGCAGCAGUUCCUGCAAAAUUUUUAAAAGCAGUCUCAAACCAGAACAUGGAACUAAGCGAUUUGAAUACCAAAUUUGGCUUUAAACACUGCAGAGAAGACCUGGGAAGUCACCAGCAGAUCUCAGUCACAAGACACCAGGAUUUGAGGGAAGGAAUUCCAACGAUCUUUGACUGAAACACAUAGGAGUAGAACCUGGAUUCCAGUAGGUUUUCUUACCACCUGUUCCUUUUCCUAGCAAUGGCUAAAGAUAAAGCCAGCACAUCUUGUGUUGCUGAAGCCUUGUAAAUAACUGGUCAGUGCAGACAUUUGGAUUGUAUGUAGUAUCUAUUCAGCUUGUUUCCCCUUCUCCUGUUUGAGAUUGUUACUGGGUUAAUAGUUCACUCAUUCUUUCCACUAAAAAUACUGGAUUUUACCUGUGCAAACCAUUUAUUAAAAGCAAAAUAACCCAAGAAAUGCUUCCCUUACAUCACCCCACCAAAGGAAGCAUAACAGCAAUGGAACAACACACCUGUGUGUUAAACUUACUUUAAGGCCAGAAGUAGUCCAUUUCCAAGCAAAUUACACUUUGAUAGGUUAGUGCACUUUACUGUAUUUUAUAUAUCAGUCUAAUUGAGAGUGAAUAAAAGAGCUGGUAUUUAUUCCUAUCUAAAAGGAGUAAAUGCUAUAUGAAAUGUGCUCCACAGAGAGCACCUGCCUGUUCAAAGCAAGGCUCAGGCAGCUCCCACAUGAAUGGGGCUCCAUAGGACCACCAGUAUCUCCAGGGUUGGAUCCAGAGGAGUUGUGGUGAUGCAGUCACCCCCUGCCCCUCACCCCCUUUUGAAUCACACCACAGGAGCAACAGCCAGGGACAUUUAAGUCCCCAAAACAAGUAAGAUUUUCCCUGUCCUCCAUUCCCCAGUAUGCUCAGUGGCAUGUCUCCCCUUAUUCCCACCCCUCCCUACCACUGUUGCUGUCCCUGGCUGAUGUGGGCAGGAGCACUCCUGAACUGCUCCUGCCCCGGUCCAGCAGGGCUACAUGGGGAGCCGAGAUCAGCCAGGGACAGUGGCAAUGGCAGCACCAGGUGGUUUCCUGUUCUCACUGCUUCCCCCCAGGUGUGCCCUGCCAGACCAGGAGCAGGUGCAGGGAGAGGGAACCUGCCCACAGCCGCUGCUGUCAUGGCUGAGCCUGGCUCCCUGCUCAGUCCAGCAGGAUAGGCUCUGGCAUUCCCUUCCCAGCUGCCCCCAACCCCAGGUCAGCAGGGGACAGGGGCAGUGGCUUGUGGGGGAAGGGGAAUGGGAGGUGCUCAGCAUGGGAAGGGAGGAGGUACCACCAGCUGGGGAGGAGGAUACUUACCCAAUUUGAAGAUUUUUAAAAAGUCCCUAAAUGUUGCUCUCAUGGCAUAAUCUGCCUGCCCCAGUGGCAAUGGAGAGGGUGUGAGCAGGGAAUGCAGCCACCCCUGCAGCACCAGUUGCUGCUCCUGCACCCCUCUUUGCUAUUGGGUUGCAGAUUUUGUAUCUUAGCAUAUUCUUAACACUGUCUGUCAGUGAAAUCAUAUGGGCCAGAUUUCUAGAGCAGUGGGAGUUAGGCACCUUAGGACCUUUAAAACUCUGGGCCAUGACUCACUUGAUGGCCUUACUAAACUCACACUGCUGCAUGUGCCUAUAUCAAGAAUAGACGGAUAAAAUAGGUUGUAGUUGGGAACAUAAUACGUAAUCAGCAAAAAAAAAAAGUAUUUAAAUUCAAACGUAUUUUACUUCUUUCUUAAGACACUGGAAGCUUAAUUUUUUAACAAGUUAAUUGGGCAAUUAAAUGCCUUAUUUAAGCAUACCAUUUAUGCAAUUGUGUCCAUAAAUCAUGUCAUUUGAAUGCACACAUUGCUAAUUAUUGUUAUUACAUGCAUACAAUUACCUGAUUUUCAUAUACAGUUUUGUACCUGAACCAGCAGAAAUGAUACUUCAUGCAUUAAAAAUAAAAAUAAAAACAAACAAAAAAGGGGGAAAAAACAAACAUGAAAGUAAGAGUUGGUGGAUAGACAGCGCCAUUUGCACUCUGUUUGUAUUCUCUUACCUUUUGGUAAAAUUUAAAGGUCAUGGUUUUUCCUUAGACAUUGUGGGUUUUUUUAAUUUCCUUAUGGAAACACCUCGUAAUAUUCUGUAAUUGUUUUCUAAUCAGUCCCUUUGAAAAAGCUGACAUUGUUGUCAGUGCCUUUUUAUAGUGGAACAUAGAAUAUGGAUCUUGUUCUAUUGGCUGUCCCUCUUGGUUCACCCCUGGUCAUUUUUAAAAACACCAAUAUUCCAAUUUAAGGGACUUUUAAUUAAUAAUCAUGACCAUUGCUGGCCCUAUAUUUAUUACUUAUCAUUAUUCCCCUCUUUUUAUAUUCCCUUUUCCUUUUAUUUGCUCUGAUCGGCUUGAAUUUUGAGAGGAUUUUUAACUAUAUAUAAUUAUAUUGUAAAUUGUUUCUAUAAUGUACUGCAUUGUAAGCACCUUGGCAGGGAGCACUUUAUAAUAACUUUAACCUAAUAGAUUAUCCCUCAAAUUUUCACACAGUGGGCCAAAUUCUGAUGGAUGCUGAGAAUCAGACAGCAAAGCCCACAACUGUAACACUUAGGAGGAAAAUGAGUUAGAAUAAAAAGCACAGCCCUUAAUUAGAGAUCUAACUAAACCCUCCGAGUUUAAACCCUCUAGCCGCGUCCAGACAUGUAUAAAUGUUUGGUUCCUUGGGAACAACUAUGCUGCCACUAGUUGUCAUCAGGGAAUACCUGUGCCAUGUACACACUAAUGUGCAGCAAGGUACCCCAGGUGGGGUAGGGUAGGCUGGGGCCAGUACUGGGCUGGCCCCAGCAGCCUUACCCUGUGUCCUGGGGGCCUCCUGGGGCUACAGCAGCAGCAAUCCUGCCACAGAGCCUGGCCGGCAGUGGAGUACAGCUGCAGCUGGCCAGGCUCUAGCUUUGGGUGGCCCAUGCUGCUGCCGCAUGCGCAACUCUACUUCUUUUCUCUGUGGGUUUUUUGACCCCCUAGAUAUCCAGGGGUCAAAAAAGCCCUCCACGCUGCUGUCUUGCAGCACAGAAAACAAUGGAACAUGUGCUGUGUGGUGCUGCCUACGUGUCUGCAGUGCCACAUACCGCACGUCUGCACUCAUCUGGACAUGGGCUCUGAGUAUACCCAGUGCAAACAAGUGUUAGCAAAGUUAUUCCCAUACAAGAAUUACUAAUUUGUCUAACUUUUACACUGGUAAUUUAUACCUAUUGUUACACAGACAGAAACAAUCAGUGCAGCCUCAGUAGUAUAUUUCUGUGCUUAGGUCAAACUUGAGCUACAUACAACUUACUCUUUUAUUCUUGAGGAAGGUAAAAAUAAUAAGAAGUUUAGAAGAGGUUUUAUUAUGGGCUACUGCUUGACUUGCAUACUUGCAUCAUCUGCCUGCCUGGCAGUAGGCCACUUUAUAAAUGUACUUCUCUGGAGGGUAGGAUAUGUCUCCCCUGAUUUCUCACAGGAAUCCAAUUUUCCAACUUUCAUAAUAAUAUUGUCUUCUGUCUCACCAAUGGUUUUUUGGCAUGUAUGUCUGCAUACUUCAGCACCAGCCAAAUUUGACCCUUAGAAUAUAAAUAUUGAAGGAUUCAUUUAUUACUUUUAACCACUUAGUAGAAAUAAUGCUGGGGAACAGUAGUUGGUACCACAGGUUAUUAGACAUUGAUAUCAGCAGUAUAACAUUAGGUCCUAAUUGUUUUAUAUGAUGCUAAAGGACGCUAAAUGGUUGUUGUUAUUUUCAUUUUUUGUUUUUGUUGUUUGUGGGGGCCUUUUGUUUUGUUUGUUUAAGGAAAGUUAGUUAGAAAACGAAGUUUCCAGCAAGAAGGUACAAUUUUAGAAAAGCAAAUGUUGAACUCCUGUUGAACUUUUUUCUCUCUAUCCUUAUAGAAAAUACCAAAUACACACAAAAUAUUUUUAAAAUUUUGAUGCUUAUUCAUGCAGUUAUUCCCAUGAAAUCCACCUAAUAUUUCAGUACCUUUCAUUUUACAUAGUCCUUUAUAUGUGAGCAGUGAGCGUAAACUCUUCCAUUCUGAUUCAUGUAUUUACAUGUACUUGUAAAUCAGUGUCUUGUCAUUCAAGAUAAACACAAACAUGCCCAGUAGCUCUGUUUAUAUGAACAAGAUAAACAGGAUUUGUAUGCAUUCAGAACCUAGAUUUGGAUACCUUAUGAAAAGAAUGCAGUUGCCCAAUCUGACUGGAUUGCUUAAUGAGUCAUUAAAUUCCUUGCUCUCCCGCCCCCCCCCCGCCCCCCAUUAAAAUAUACAAAUUUCCCACUCUGUGCCCCGCUUUGUUUUAUUAAUAAGAAGUGAUACAGCAGAAAGGCAGAGUUGUAGCAAAAAGAUCUGUAUGAAGCAUGCAGGCAAGCAUGUUGAAGGGCCGAUUUCUGUUCCAGUAUCAAGCCUGGUAAGCAACUUACAUUCUUGAACUCUAGCUUAUAACCCAAACUGGGUGACCACCUGAAAAAUAAAGCCUCUUUCUCCCCUG